Molecule: messenger RNA, 2322 nt
Organism: Stylophora pistillata
Lineage: Eukaryota; Metazoa; Cnidaria; Anthozoa; Scleractinia; Pocilloporidae
Product: sacsin-like
Source: RefSeq, a predicted model, not a curated record
CUGCUAUCUCAGAAACCUCCGAUUGAUCUGUCACCAUACAUUUGUUCCCUUCCCUCGGAGGUGGCAGGAUUCAACGGGCUGUUUGCAAACUUUGGCAUACCAGAGAAGUGCGAUGACGCAUUCUUGUUGGAGGUUCUUCACCUAAUAAAAGAGAAGUACGACAACAACCCUCCGCCUCCUAUGGCAGAGGUACGAAAAGACCUGCAGUUCUCUGUGGACAUUCUGAAUGAAAUUAAGCCAAGCGUUGGACAACAGUUGCCGCCAGAACUUCAGGAAAAGGUGCUCAUUCCGACACACGUGGAGGACGAUGCGUAUGUUAAGCUUGCACCAGUUGAGAAAUGCAUGUACUGCGAGCAUGAGUGGCUAGAAAGAAGUAACCAUGAUGGAGAAGACGAUGAAGAGAUGGAUUACUUUUAUGUACACCCAAACAUUCCGAAUAGCACAGCUGAACUUUUGCACGUUCCAACGUUAAUGAAUCGAAUGUUGGAGCCAGACGAGCUGGAUAUUGGAGAGGAAUUCGGACAAGAAGAAAAACUUACCUGUAGACUUAGGAGACUUUUGGAGGACUACACUGAUGGUUUUGCAGUACCCAAAGAGCUUGUCCAAAACGCAGACGAUGCAGGAGCCACCGAAGUGAGAUUUCUGUAUGACGAGCGAACGAACCAGGAUGCCAUGACCUGUCUGAUUGACGAGGAAAUGAAGCAUUGUCAGGGUCCUGCUCUGUGGGUUUACAACGAUGCCGAAUUCAGAGACGAGGACUUUAAAAACAUCACAAAAGUAAACGGUGCUACCAAAGAACAAGAAACUGAGAAAAUUGGCAAGUUUGGACUAGGUUUUAAUGCAAUAUACAAUCUGACCGAUGUUCCCAUGUUUUUGAGCAGAAACUAUUUUGUGAUUUUCGACCCGAACACAUUUUAUCUCGGAAAGGCAAUAAGAAACAAGAACAAACCUGGAAUAAAGAUAAAUAUCAACAAAAACACAAAGAGACUUCGGAAUCUCGGCAAUCAGUUUAAACCGUUCAAUGGAAUAUUUGAUUGCGAUCUCCGCCUAUGUAAAGACGACAAUUCUUACCCUGGAACUCUAUUUCGCUUUCCAUUACGUACCAAAGAGCAAGCUAUUAAAAGUGAAAUCAAGAAACUUCAUUACGACAACAAGCAAAUGAAAGAUCUCCUGAAGCUUUUCGCCUCUGGUGCUAAGACCCUUCUUCUCUUGACGCAAAAUGUUCGUCGUGUCAGCAUUUUUCACCUGCCGAAAGAUUCGAACUCUUCUAGUUCACCUAUGUUACUGUUUAAAGUAAACAAAUCCCUUUAUCGUGACGGAAUCACAAGGAAACUUUCUGUGCCACUCGCACUUCCACCAGCUGCUAGGAAACUCAGUAGUGAGGAGCAGUACCUUUUGCAACAGUGUAACUUUUUACGCGCGUCCUCCGAACUCAUGAAGCAUUUCAAGGAUUCCAGUUCAGUUUCACUCAGUUCGGGUCUCACAAUCACCAUCCAGAAUACCUCUACCGAGGCAGGGAUAGCAUUUGUCGAAGGCAACGACCCUUCACGAGAUCAAUUGGAGAUUUGGCACGUUGCCUCUUCCAUGGGCAGAGGAGAAGCAAUGCAGUUUGCAAAGAUUGAUAAGAGUCUACUCCCAUCAGCGGGGGUAGCAGCCAAGUUGAUCCCCGGCGAGGGUGGAAAGCUCUUGCCCGAGGCGGUUGGCCAUCUGAUCACAGAGAAUGUGCAACAACCCAAGGGAAGAUUGUUCUGCUACCUUCCACUUCCAAUCGGUAGUGGCUUUCCGGUGCAUGUUAAUGGGGCAUUUGCGGUAGCGUCUAACAGGCGAAGCUUGAAAGAGAAGACAUUCGAUGACAAAAGUUCUAUGGCAGUCGAGUGGAACAAUCAUCUGAUGCAAGAUUCAAUUUGUGAGGCAUAUGUAGACCUUCUCCAGGACGUAAAGAAGUUGGCUGCUGAACCGUACCAUUAUCACGCACUGUGGCCUAGAGCUUGUGCAGUAGAGCCGAAUUGUGAGCCUGUUGCGCGUUCAUUUUACCAGUGUUUGACACGUAGAUACUAUGAUCUCUUUUCCUAUGGUAGGCACUGGGUUGGCUUAAACCAAGUGGUCUUUCUUGUUCCAAAUUUACGCCAAGAUCCGAUAAUUGGGGAAUUGUCCUUAGAAGUUUUAAAGAGACUGAGAAAAGAGAAUGAGGUCAUCAUUGACCUUCCAGGUGAAGUCUUUCAGUCCUUUCUUGAGUAUGAUCUCGCCAAAGAAAUUAAGGAUAAAUGCUACGACAAUUCAAGCACCAGAACUGAGGGAGAAGUUGGUAUUGCAUACACUUGA